Suillus subaureus is the source of this 180-nucleotide messenger RNA. RefSeq lists its product as uncharacterized. NCBI's taxonomy places the organism in Eukaryota, Fungi, Basidiomycota, Agaricomycetes, Boletales, Suillaceae. The annotation marks the transcript as partial. The transcript has a single exon. The record is from RefSeq and is a predicted model, not a curated record.
AUGGUCAUCAUUGACAAGUCUGGAGUUCAUUGCCUCAAGGUUCAAUGCUGUGAUUGUCCAAAUGCCAUGAGUCCAGACAUUCAAAUGUUUCAACAUGGAUUUUUUCCCACAUCAUUUAACAAACCUAAGACUUUGUUCACCUUCAUGGUACUUGAUGAUUUUCUAUUGGACAACCUCGAA